This is a messenger RNA of Hirundo rustica (Barn swallow), 2850 nucleotides long. It is a transcript of the gene ISM1, whose product is annotated as isthmin 1. Gene Ontology annotation, biological process: negative regulation of angiogenesis. Lineage: Eukaryota; Metazoa; Chordata; Aves; Passeriformes; Hirundinidae. The record is from RefSeq and is a predicted model, not a curated record.
AUGGAGCCAGGGCUGCCCGCGGAGACGCCGCCGGCCGCGGGUACCUGCCGCCCGCCGCCGGGCAGCGCCGGGACUCUGGCCGCCGCCGCGGCAUCCCGCCCCGACGUGGCUCCGCCGUGGUGCGGCGGCCCCCGCUGCCGCUGCUGCUGCUGCUGCCUGCUCCGCUGCCCCGCGCCCGCCGCCCGCCCCGCCGACGCCGAGAGCGGCGCGGUCCCCGCCGCCCGUCCUGCGGCUCCCGGGGCCGGGGCCGGGUCCUGGGCCGCUCCGGCGGCGGCUUCCGGCUGCGGCGGCGGCGCCGCGGCUCCUCCUCCUCCUCCGCCUCCUCCGCGGCCGCCGCCGCGGGGCCCUAAAGCCGCCCGGCUCAAGAGGAUGGUGCGGCUGGCGGCCGAGCUGCUGCUGCUGCUGGGGCUGCUGCUGCUCACCCUGCACAUCACCGUGCUGCGCGGCGGCGGCGGCGGGGAGCCCCGCGCCCCCACGGGCAACCACAGCCAGCGGCAGAACACACUGACGGCAGAGGAGCACUCUCCUGAAGACAGCUUCACCCUGAACCCCGAGGAGCGAGGAGAAUACCCCGAUCUCCAGGCUGCCCACCGGCCGUUUCCUAAGGAGCAAUUCAGGCAGGAGAACGGGCAUACGUCCUUGCAAAGAGAUGGACCCAGGUCUUUUCUCCUGGACCUCCCAAACUUCCCCGACCUGUCAAAAGCAGACAUCAAUGGGCAGAAUCCCAACAUUCAGGUUACCAUUGAAGUGGUGGAUGGCCCCGAGACGGAGGCGGACAAGGACCUGCAGAAGGAGAGCAGCAAGCCCAGCUGGCCAGCCCCAUCGCCCAGCUGGAGGAACUGGUGGCAGAGGUCCUCCACCUUGACUCGCAUGAGCAGCGGGGACCAGGACUACAAGUAUGACAGCACUACUGAGGACAGCAACUUCCUAAACCCUCUCGGUGGGUGGGAUGGCCAUGCACCCAGUCACCGGACAUUCGAGCCCAAGGAGCAGCCGGAGUAUGAUUACGUUGACGGAGAGGGCGACUGGAGCCCGUGGUCCCUGUGCAGCGUCACCUGCGGCAGCGGCAGCCAGAAGCGCACGAGGUCCUGCGGCUACGCCUGCACGGCCACCGAGUCCCGCACCUGCGACAGGCCCAACUGCCCAGGGAUUGAAGAUACCUUCCGGACGGCUGCCACAGAAGUGAGUUUACUUGCGGGGAGCGAAGACUUCAACGCAACCAAACUGUUUGAAGUUGAUACUGACAGCUGCGAGAGAUGGAUGAGCUGCAAGAGCGAGUUCCUGAAGAAAUACAUGCACAAAGUGGUCAACGAUCUCCCCAGCUGCCCGUGCUCCUACCCCAGAGAAGUUGCCUACAGCACUGCCGAAAUCUACGACCGACUUAAGAGGAAAAGCUUCCGCUGGAAGGAUGCGAGCGGUCCGAAGGAGAAGCUGGAGAUCUAUAAGCCCACGGCGCGGUACUGCAUCCGCUCCAUGCUGUCUUUGGAGAGCACAACGCUUGCGGCGCAGCACUGCUGCUACGAUGAUAACAUGCAGCUGAUCACCAGGGGCAAAGGGGCCGGAACGCCCAACCUGAUCAGCAUCGAGUUCUCAGCAGAACUCCACUACAAAGUGGACAUCCUGCCCUGGAUCAUAUGCAAAGGUGACUGGAGCCGCUACAAUGAAGCCCGGCCUCCCAACAAUGGGCAGAAGUGUACAGAAAACCCGUCAGACGAAGACUACUACAAGCAGUUUCAAGAAGCGAGGGAAUACUGAGAAGAUUUUUUUUGUUUCCUUUUCUUCAGAUGCGAAAUAGCAUUCGUUUCCUGGAUGCCAAAGAACUGAUGAUGGCUGCUGCAUCGGCUCCUCGACAGGGGUUGAUCAGUUCCUUUCUAAUGAAUGUACAUAGUUGUAAUAUAAUACAUAAGUAUUUUUCACAGUGUGUGUAAUUUAUAAACACGUAUCUCUCUGCCUCACACACACCUAUUUUUGCAUAAGUCUCGUCCUGGUAGGAUUUUAUACUGCAAUAACGUUCAUGUAAUAAUGUGCAUUUCAUUUUAUUUCCCAUCUGUAACGUAGUGAAGGGGGUGGGGGGUAGCUGCCAUCACCAUCAGGCCCCGAGGCCCCAGCUGAGAAGGCACAUAUUUAAAAGUUGUUAUAAACAAUAGGAUUGAAGAAUGUACUCUUCCAUAUGGGAAUGGUUUACAAGAUUAAUGCACCUACAGCAUCAGUUUUCUCCAUAAUUGGUUUCAUGACUAGUCAUAUCUAAGGAGGGAAGAAUUUUUUUUUUUUUUUUCGGAAGGGAAAUAGUCAAAAGUGAAUAUAGAAAAUCCCUAGCAAUUUUUCCUCUUGGAAUUCUUCCUGUUACCUUCCAGCUCAGAUCUUUGCAGUCCACCUGGGGUAGGCUUGCAGGAAGAUGUAGCUGUGGUUUUCCUGUGGGCCAGAAAAUGUCCUGGUGCAGUGGCUCUGGAGGAAUUACAAGCAGCCCCCUCCUGGAGACAAUCUCUGAUGCGAAGCUGCAGCUGUUGGGGCUUGCGUCUCCAGAGCAGCUACCUGGGAACUGAGCGUGCUGCAAGUCCUUGGAGGAGUGAGGGCAGAGAGGGAACCCGUGUCAAAGGACCAAAACGAUCACAGUUCCUUCCCAGUUUUUAAUAUGAACAAUGUUUGGAUCUGCUUGUUUCUUUCUUUUAAGAAAAGGGAGAGGUUUAUUGUUUUAGAGAACGGUAAAAGUGGAAUCCACAAGUUCCUUGGGAUAAAAGAUGCAACCAGCCCUUUUCCCCCAUUUUUCUCAUGCUGAGUGCACAGCACCCUACGGAAGUAGCUAUUCCUUAAGGGAAGCUUGCUGGGAAGAACUACUGGGUGUCUUAAAAU